Oreochromis niloticus (Nile tilapia) is the source of this 1524-nucleotide messenger RNA. RefSeq names its product RAD9-HUS1-RAD1 interacting nuclear orphan 1 (gene rhno1). Gene Ontology annotation, cellular component: nucleus; chromosome. The transcript has 3 exons. Bases 185 to 1075 code for a protein of 296 amino acids. The record is from RefSeq and is a predicted model, not a curated record. NCBI's taxonomy places the organism in Eukaryota, Metazoa, Chordata, Actinopteri, Cichliformes, Cichlidae. Gene Ontology annotation, biological process: cellular response to ionizing radiation; DNA damage checkpoint signaling; recombinational repair.
AGCCCCAACCUAACCAAAAAGAAGAAGGGGAAGAAGACCCGGGAAAUAACAAACAAAAAGCAACAAAGAGAUGAAAACAAAGCAAGCAGAGAAAAGACAAUUUACACUAAACAACUAACUCUUGAUAUAAGUAUUUAUUGUAUGCAAAGAAGCACAUUAAGGAGUUCAGUGAUGAUUUAUCUUAAUGCCCAGAAAAGUUACAAAGACAGCAAAGCCUUCGCUGCAAUUCUUGGAGCGGCCUUUGUGUGGAGCCAAACUCCAAAAUGUGCCCGAAGUCCGAGCAGCACUCAACGCCAGAGAUUUCUUCACAGAGGCAGAAGCACAGAGCAGCUCAGCUCUUAAUUCCUGGGUUAGGCCACAAUUUGACAUUUCAGUUGCAACUGCACCUCCAGUGAGACGAGGGAGGAGAAAGUGUCAGUCUGCCACAAGCAUCUUGGACAGCUGCAGUCAGCUGUCCAGGAAAAAUAGUGUCUGCAAAUUCCCCCAAUUAUUGUUUAAAACAGGGCCAAAAGACCAAACUCAGCAACCAAAGGGGAUCUCCACGAAGAAAGCUAUAGAGAGUACUCAUGUGGGAAAUCAGAGGCAGGAAACCUGCCGAAAGAGAAGGACAGUUUCAGCUGCACAGUGCCUACCAAAGGCACAGUUUGCCUCAGUAAGAAAAAAGAGUGCUGAAACAUUCUCAGACGACACUUCAUCCCACCAAAGAUGUUUGGCUGAACCUGACAGACCAUCUAUGCAAGUGUCAGAGAGAUGCAGAAUUCCAGCAGUAGCUCACCCACCACUUCCCUGUGAAGAGUUUAGCACCACUGAAGUCAGCAGUGUCUGUCCACCUGCUGAUGUCGACACUCCGAAAGCAAUGGAGGAAAGGAACAUUUCUCCGUCUACCCCCUGUGGACAUUUGCUGCUGGCUCAGCCGUGUACACCUCCAUGUAAUGGGUCACCUGACAUUUUGGUGGCUGACACGCCAGAGAGGGACUAUGGAAUGAAGGUGACAUGGAGAAGAAGAAAGAACUUGAUGGUGUUGUUAAAACAGAGGGGCCAUCUCUCUGAGGCAGAUGCUUUAAUUCAAAGUUGAUGUAGAGAUUGUAAGAUUUUUCUGUAUUCUCAUAAUAGCUGCAGCUUAAUUUCCUGUUUAUUGGUUAAUUGACUAAUUGUUGCAGUUCUAAACAUCAUAAUGCCAUGUCUGACAAAGUCUGUUAUGAACCCCCUCUGAACAACAUUUUUAUGCAUGAGUUUAAAAUGUAAUUUUAGUAAAUUAUUUUAAUGGGUGUGAUAUUAAAACGUCAAGACAGAUUCUAAUGAUACUAUCAUCUAUACUUUCAUCUAUAUUAACUUUAACUGAAAUAUCCAAAAAUUAAGAAGCACAAAAUAAGUACUCAAGUUACCUGUGUGAUCUAACCACUGGUCUUCUGAAGGACCAUUUAAGAUUGUUUUUGAUGAUUCUGCUGUGCAAUUUAAAAACAUCUUGCUUUUCUACUACAUUGCGAAAGAGGCAUAAAAUAAAUGUUUAAGAGGAAAGAGAAA